Messenger RNA from Lodderomyces orthopsilosis Co 90-125, 999 nucleotides. RefSeq lists its product as uncharacterized. The coding region runs from base 1 to 999 and encodes 332 amino acids. The transcript has a single exon. The record is from RefSeq and is a predicted model, not a curated record. NCBI's taxonomy places the organism in Eukaryota, Fungi, Ascomycota, Pichiomycetes, Serinales, Debaryomycetaceae.
AUGGAUUUUGUUGAUAGAGCACCCUUAUCACUAGAUAGGGAUAGGGUCACAUGCUUACUUUUAAUUAAUACUCAUCUUAUGAAAAAAUGCAGCAACAUGUAUACCAAUGUCAUUUGUAAUCAAUCAUUAAUGCAACAAAUGUCAAAUGAAAAUAGAGCUAAUAUAACCCAAUCAUAUGCAAAUUAUAUCAAAAGACUACAGUGUAACUUGACUACUUUGAACUACAUAUACGAGAAAUAUCAUGGUCAGCUGCAACAACAAGGUUCGAAAUCUACUUUUCCUGUGGUGUUGUCUGCACCUCCAGAUAUGCCAGAGUUGUUUCCCUUGUAUGCGAAGUUGCAGGAGCUAUAUGCCGAAGCGUUGCAAUUUUUGAGAAUGAAGAUGGAAGAGAUGAGGAAACAACAAAUGUUUCAACAACAGUCAGGAGCGGGAGGAGUACUGGGAGCUAUGGGACAAUUCCAACAGCCACCAUUACCACCUCAACAACAACAACAACAACAACAACAACAACCAAAUGCAGUUCCUCAACAACUGCAAUUGAAUAUACAGCAGCAAGGUCAACCUUUGCGACAACAACUGUUGCAACAGCAAAUAAAACAACAGCAACAACCACAACCACAGUCACGACAACAACAACAGCCUCCACUUUCAGCAUCAAAUAACCAAUUCCAACAACCAUUUGAUGAUAUGUUACUCGCAGAUACAUUCACAAACUCACAAGCUCCUCUGGGCAUGAAUACAAACACCAACGUGAAUAUGAACAUGGGUAUGGGUAUGGGCACGAACAUGAAUCCAAAUACAACCAAUACUACUAACAAUAUGGGAGUUGAUUUUGCCAACCACAAUUUCAGUAAUGAUGGCGGAUUAAGUAAUGGAUCAAAUUUUCAAAUAUCAACAUUAUCACCACAACAAAUUUUACAACAAGCUAAUGAAGCCAAGAGUAAUAAUAGUGGUCUGAAUACACCGCAUCUUAAUCUGAAUGAAUUUGGAAUAUUUUGA